Messenger RNA from Clonostachys byssicola, 465 nucleotides. Lineage: Eukaryota; Fungi; Ascomycota; Sordariomycetes; Hypocreales; Bionectriaceae. The record is from the annotation of a GenBank genome assembly.
AUGUUGAUGGAUCUCUACGAGGCAGGUGGAAUAUCUGUUCAGCAUCUUCAGUCUGCGUGGGUUGCUGCGUCGCUCUUAUCGGUUGCCAGCACGUUCAUGUGGAUUUUGUAUGCAAAUGAUGCCGAGUUCUCCACGGAGCAAAACAAAAGUACUGUCGAGGGAUACCUAGAGCUCAUCCAACGACUGCUGACUUCUUGGGAGUCUGAUCAUCGUCUCGUGCGAGCAUGGAUCAAGACAAUCGACGACAUGCAUUCCAUCUACCGUGCAGCGUACUUGGGACAAGUACCCGUGGAGAACGAUGAGAAUCUAGAUAGCAGUGAAAACGAAAAUCUAGAUGUAUCGGUCGAAUUCAGACCACAGUCUGGAGAUGGAUUUGUACCCCUUAGUCCGUCUGGAUGUGCUUUUCGUUGGGUUGGCCCCUUUGGCUGGGAGAUCACGUUGACAAUCAAGAUAUCGAAGCGAUAG